Molecule: messenger RNA, 7565 nt
Organism: Vitrella brassicaformis
Lineage: Eukaryota; Vitrellaceae
Source: the annotation of a GenBank genome assembly
AGCACAUGGGAGACCAUCUGAUGAACGACUGAGAAUCAAGAAAGAUCCUAUGUGAUGUGAUCUUGACGCUCGGUCAACUGCGGCAGCAGCAGGAGGCCGUGCCCAUGAGCCGCUGUUUCCCCUUCACCUCCUUGAUAGUGACCGCCGCUAAUGACGCGCAAGCAUCGGCCUUCGAGCGAGAGGUGGCCUUCAGACGGGCCACCGGCAGCAUCCCGCCGUCCUGCAAGACGCAUGUCAUCUCAGAUCCCAAGGGCGCACGAAUCGGUACGUAGGCGGAUCAGCACAUCAAGCACAAAAAGGCCGCAUCAACGAUGACGUUUUCUGCUCUCAUUGCAGGGUCCGGCGGUGCGACUCUGAACGCGUUAGUGCGAUGUGCGCCCGGCGGUCCUCCUGCCGACGAGCUGCUGCUCAUCAUCCACUCAGGCGGCGACAGCCAGCGAUCGCCCGUCCAGUCGGUCUGCGGCAAGGCGUUCGCCACACUCAAUUGCCAGCAGCAAGGAGGGACCGGGCCGUUCCUCAGCGCGCCCUUCGACCUGCUGCUAGAGUCCCUCUGUCGCCUAUUUGCCGGCGUGAAGAAGGGCGGGCUGGUGGUGUCGUGCUCGGACGUGGUCCUGGCUGUCCCACAUGCGGAUGAGGGCAUGUGGGGCGGCAGUGGGGUGGUCGGUGUGGCAGCGGAGGUCGACGCGAGAUAUGGCCCGAGGCACGGCGUGUAUGUGCCGACGACCGAGGGGCGCGUGGCGCAAUUCCUGCAGAAGCCGACGGAGGCCGUUAUGACGAGUGAGGGCGCCUCCCUCCCUCCAGGCAAGAUCGCCGUCGACACGGGGGUGGUCUACUUCGACACGACCACCACACAGAGGCUCGUCGAGAUGGCCCAGUCGCCCGUGCUGGCCGGCUGCACCGAAGCGGGUCUGAAGGAGGGGCAGCCGCCCCUGAGGACAGAGCUGUAUAGCGACAUCAUGCUGGCCCUCAGUGGCGCCUCGACCGACCAGGAGGGCUAUCUGCGGCAUGACGGGGGCUCCCCGCCGGAGGCGCUGGUGCGUGCGCGAGAGAUGCUGUGGAAGGAGCUGCAGACGGUGGGGUUCUCUGUGGCAAUGCCUUCAGAGAUGGACUUCCUGCACCUGGGAACAACGAAAGAGGUAAGUAGGAGAAAGGCUGACCCAUGCACGCGCGAUGCGUUUCCCCGUCCAUCAUCUGUCCUUCCCCAUGUGUGUGUGGGUCAGCUGAUGGACUUCAUGUGUGGGGCCAAGGCGUCCUUCACGGCAGCCCACUCCCUCAGGCCAGUCGUGGCCUCGUACCUGCCGCCGUUCCACCCCCUCACCCGCCCCCCUCCCCUCCCCACACAGACACACCCAUGGACCGUCGUCUCGAACAGCAUCCUCCUCCCGGUAGACAGCAGCGGCGCAUCAGAUGUAGCGGGAUGUCUUAGCGGUGCCGUCAUCGAGCACUCGGUGCUCGAGGGCCGCUAUCAUGUCGGGCAUCGGGCGUUUGUGAGCGGCGUGCGGUCGGGGUAUCGGGACGGCCUGUGUGUGGGUGACGAGAUGGUGGUGCAGGAGACGGCUGUGGGUGGGGGCAUGCACGUGGUGGCCGUGUACUGCCUGGGGGAUGACAUCAAGAGGCCGGCUGCUGACCAGCAGGCCACUGUGUGUGGCGUGCCCUGGGAGACACUGUAUGACGCUGCCCAGGUGAGUGGUCUGGAGAGGGUGAGGCUUUGUAUGGCUGUCUUUGAUUUCUUCUUGCGUCUGUUGCCAUGUGUGUGGUCAGGUGACUGCCGAUGACAUCUGGCCAUCGGAUGUGGCCGCGUCGAAGCGAACCCUCUGGACAGCGCGGCUCUUCCCACCUUUCCCUGCCGCAUCGCCUCAGGCAAGAAGGCCCCUCUCCCUCUGGCUGAUGCAGCUGCGCGACAAGAGGGCAACUAUCACCAGCGAUGACAGGUGAGACAACUGACCUGUGUGGGUGCCUGCUUCUAUCUGCUUCUGCAUGUGUGUUGAUCGUGUGUGCACCGUGUAGGCUGGCGGGUGUGAUCCAGGAGUGGCGACGCGCGCACCGUCUGUCGCUCAAGGACAUCCUGCGACAGGCCGACGCCUCACAGGAGUUCCACUGGCGCAAAAACGAGCUGCCAAGACUCAUCACCGAAGCCCACAAGGUGACGUCAAACACACACAGCCACAUUCUCGCGUGGCACCCGGUCACACAUCACAAAUCUGUCCCGCCUCCCCCCCUCCCCCCCCUCAGGCCACAUCCAUAUCGCUUCCAGCCAUCCAGACCGACCCAGCAACAGCCGCCCUGUCCAUCGCCGCUGGCCCCUCUCCCCAGCUCGACAUCGUCUGCCUCGUCGCGUCCACCGAUGACAAGGCCAAGGCACUCGAGGGCACUCUGCACAAGGCACAGCAGAGAGGGCGGCUUCCGGCAGGGGCGGAGAUCAUGACGGUGGUCGACCCGUGUGGCGGCGGCCAGUGCGGGUCGGACCGGUCGGGGAGCAUUGUGCUCAACGCGCUGCUUGUCAUCGCCGAAAAACUGAGCGGACGAAACGUGAGAAUCCCGCGGAAAGGCAGAGGGGGAGAGAGGGAGAGAGAGAGUGGAUGAUGGUCUCUCUCUCUCUCUCUGCGUGUGCUGUGGUGUGGUGUCAGAGUGCGACGUAUUUGGAUUUGGAUGUGCUGUGUGGGCUGCGGAUAGUGGUCAUCUACGUAGAGGACGGCAGCCCACUGCCCCCAUUCACCACCCUACUCCCACUGGUAAGGGCCCCCGCCCACCACACACCACAGGCAUUUUAAAAUGACACCCGUAUACCCGCCCUGCGCAGGUGUCUGGUGACCUUCAGAAGUGGCCCCUGAGCAGUCUCGAUGUCACGUUGGGCUCCCUCGUCCCACUUGCUGCAUCGAUGAGGCCUGGUGUGUUGGCGUGUUCGGCACAUACCAUCGUGCAGGGCAGCAUUGCGCAGCUCCACACGGCCAGCGAUAGCGACGGGGAGAUCGUUGUAUUUGCCUCACGAAGCCGAGACGAAGAGCGGUCCGAUACAGGUCAGCAGGAAGCCGAGGAAAACUUGGUCACUUAUCGGCCGACCCUCUUUCUGUGCUUGCAGGCCUCUUGCACGUGGAUGUGGCUACUCGAGACGUGGUGGGGAUGGGUGGUGGUGGUGAUGGUGGCGAGUCGACGAGCAGCAGCGGCAGCACCGUUGUGUUGCCCAUUGGGCUAAUUGAUUUCGACACCAGGGCCGCACAGAUGUUCCUGGCCCUCCACACCACAAGCCCGCUCGACAGAUGCACAUACCUGGGUGAGAAGUACCAAGGACUCAACACACAUCCACACACACACACACACACACGUGUGGGCUUCCCAAUAUAUCUGUGUGCAGGUGUCGACACCGGCAGCACCAGCCCCCUCCCCUUGUCGCUCACCACCCACCUGCUGCCAUCCCUCAUCCAGCCCCCCCUCCACAAGCAGGAGGGGCCCUCUCUGCCCCUCCCUCUCCCGAGCUCCUCUCCACCCCAUUCGUCCACCGAGUCGUCGCCCCACCUGCGGGCAGCCACGGGAGGCGGCACAUCUUUCACUGGUCAGGGCAGCGGCAGCGACGUCGAGCUGGAGGGCGACAUGGGACAGAUGAAACCACCUUGUAGACGCACACCACAGCCCCAACAGCUGCAUAUGGGCACUGGUGGCCAGGCAGUGGCGGCCGACGAGGAGAGGAUGGUCGAGGUCAUGCGGAGAGAGCUGGGGGGCAAGAUAGCUGUCAGGGCCGCUAUUGUGGAGUUGACGGGGCAGGGGCCGAGGGAUAGCGACAGAGGGCAGAUUAGGUGAAAAGGGGGAAAAAGGCGCGAACCGCCCCGAACCGCCGACGGAUGGGAUGGAUGUUUGUCUCUGCAGGCCAUGUGUAGCGCUCCGCACGGUGCCCGAGUACGUCAAGUAUGUGAAUAGCGACCUGGUCCACUCAACGCCGCCAGCUACGCGCCGGAGCGAUGCCGCCCACUCACACGUCGCCCACACGGUAAGCGGCAAUCCGCUGUGGGUCGCCUUACCACAUCACGUUCACAUACAUCUGUCUGGUCGGUCCAUCCAUCCAUCCAUCCAGGUGUCAGUGGUGACCCCCUGGUCGACGUCCCUCCAGUCGCCGCCCACCAAGCCGCUGCUCGUCAACUCCUGCCUGCAGGGGAAGGGAUUCCUCCACCCCUCGUGUGUGGCCGUCAACUGCCGUCUCGAUGGCGAGUUCAGCCUCGGCGAGGGGGCAGUGUGCGUCGGUGUGCGGUCUGUCAAGGGCAUCAGCGUGGCAGGUGGGAGGGAGGGAGGGGUAUGGGUGCGUUGCGUUGCGUUGCGGUGUUCGUCUUGGAUGGCCGGUGUGGUUUUCGUCGCUGCCCUUCCACAAAUUCGCCGCCAUAUGCAUGUGCUUCCUUCGUGUUGGUCCCGUCUUGUCUUGCGUGACACACGAAUGACAUACAUAGGCGGGACUGAUGAUCCGGACGCUAUACACAUACACUUCAUCGUUUCUUUCUUUCUUUCUUUCUUUGUCGUCUCUCUCUCUCUCUCUGUGUCUGUGGUGACUGCAGCUAAUGUGGUGGUGCAAGAGAUUGAGAUGCGGACGGGUGCGGACGGUGGUAGCCCUCGCUCCCCUGUGGUCGUCUUCUACGGCAUCCAGGACGACUUGCGAGCGGCCUUCCGAGACCCGUCGGCCACCUUCAGGAACCGCCCGUGGAGCGACCUCUUCACGUCGACCGCCAUCACCCCAACAGACCUCUGGCCGCCCCCCCACGACGACACGCAACAGCAGCAAUGCACCCUGGCCAACGCCAAGCUCUUCCCCAUCCACGCGCCGUCCCUCUCCCCGCCCCUCUGGCUGAUGCAGAUGCACGGGCCACCAGCAGCGGGAGCGGGCAGGGCCCAGAUGAUGAGUGCUGAGCUGCUGUAUGCGGUGGACGAGUGGCGGCGGGCCAAGCGGGUCUCACUGGAGGAGGCCGUGAUGGCGAUGGACGUGUGUGCGGAGAUGCGCAAGGUGGAUGACGUUGGGUGGGAGGUUGAUAGGCACCGGAUGGAGGCCGUGCUGACCGGGCGGAUGGACGACGACCUCACCGAAGUCUACACGGCUUGUGCGGCGGACGGGCGAAAGGGGGUGAGACAAAUGAGGCAGGGCAGCCAUUCGACCAUGCCAUGUACUCCCUCUCUGUCUGUGUGGAUAUGUGUGUCAGGUGUUCGCCGCCCUCGACUCCAUCAUGACUGCAUCUGUGUCUGAGCUGGACGUCCUCUGCCGAGCCCUCAUACACACCUCUGAAGCACUAGCAGCCUUCGCCACACAAGAGGUACCUGCCUGCACCCACACACACCUUGCUCGCUCCACCCAGCCAAACCCAUCUGUGGGAAUGGGGGUGUCUUCAUUCACAGGGUGGAGUCCGCAGCGGCCCAGCCCACCAUCCUGAGUGGGCCGAGGCGAUGGCCGGUCUCAGAGACGUCAACCAGGUCGAUGCCGUGCGACGGAGCCUACGGGACAUGGCGGCCGUGAGGGACCGUUGGAUGCAUACAGUAUGCCAGCCAGCAGCCGAUGAAAGACCAGACCACCAGACCACACGAGACCAGACCAGACCACACGACAUGACGGACAUCGGCCAGACCAUGUGUGUGUCGGUCUGCAGGGUCGUCCGGACCUGUUGAUUCGAUCCGCCCGGCACUAUGAGAGCGCGGCCUUUCUCGUCAUCCAGCAGGCAGUGGCCACGUGCAACCGGUUCGUGCACUUCUCCCUCUCGCCCACAGCCCGCCUGCCACUCCAUGUGUGGGCGCAAGCAGUCGCACCGGCACGGCUCGACCUGGGCGGAGGAUGGAGGUACGAAACUCUCAGGAAGUCAAGCCAUCUGCUGCUCAUGUGAACUCUGUGCUGUGGUGGUUUUGUUUUGUUGUGUGUUUGUUGCAGUGACACGCCGCCCAUGAGCUACGAGUAUGGCGGCAAGGUGACGACAGUGGCCAUCAAAGUCGACGGCGAGAAGCCCAUCGGCGCCCGUGCGUGUCGCACUGAGCAGUUGGAGGUGGUCUUGGCGCCUCAGUCAGGCGGGCGAGAUACGGCGGACAAGGCCGUGUGCCUGUGUCGGAGCCUGGAGGACCUGUGCGACUACAACAAACCCGGCGCCCCGUGCGCACUGCUCAAGGUGGGUGGGGGGAUGGGAGAGAGAGAGAGAGAGAGUAAUCCUUUCAAUCAUCACACUCGUGAUUCAGGCCGCCCUUGUGUGCUGCCGCAUCAUCGACCCACACGACAGUAGCCGCUCUCUCCAGCAACAGCUCCAAGACACAGUGGGCGGCGGCCUCCGCAUCGAGUCGUGGGCCCACCUGCCCGUCGGCUCGGGCCUGGGCACGUCCAGCAUCCUAGCGGGUGUGGUGCUGGCUGCUGUCGGCGUAGCGUGCGGCCGGCCAUAUAGCGACACAAGCAGCGUGUGUCACGCUGUCCUGAUGGUGGAGCAGAUGAUGACCACUGGAGGCGGGUGGCAGGACCAGGUGAGUGGGACUGACUGACGGGAGUGGGGGAGGGGAGGGAGGGGCAUUGCAUCCCAUCUCUUCGCCCCAAUGUGUUUUGUGUGUGCAGGUUGGUGGGCUGAAUGGCGGCGCAAGGCUGGGUCAGUCGGGGAAAGGGCUGCCCCUGAGAGUGGAAGCGACGGCCAUCCCUCUCGAGCCAGCCGUGGUAGAUCGCCUCAACAGACACCUGCUGCUCAUUUACACGGGUGCUGCACCCACAGAGCCAUGCAGACAGACCAGACCCCAUUGCACCGCACCUGACCUUGCAGUGCAUCAUGAUGAUAUGUCUGUGCUGUGCAGGUCGAUCGCGGCUGGCCAAGUGCAUUCUGCAGCAGGUGGUGAGGCGGUGGUCCUUGAGAGGCCGACCCACACUCACAGGUGGGUGACGUGAGUGACAGCGAACCAUCCAUGGAGGGCAUGUGGCCAUGUGCGCGCCUCUCUCUCGUGCUGUCCAUGCAAUGCCGUCACAUACAUCAGACAUGGAGAGCAACCACCAGUACGCCACCACUGCCGCCGAGGCCCUGAGGAAAGGCGACCUGCAGGCCCUCGGUGGCGUCAUGUGCGCCUAUUGGGAGCUGAAGCGCCGCAUGGCCGUCGAUGCCGAGCCACCCAUCGUGACGCUCCUCAACGACACCAUGCGGCCUCACUCUCACGGCAUGACGCUCGCCGGUGCGGGGGGCGGGGGCUUCUGGGUCGGCGUCACCAAACAAGACAAGCAGACCACUCUUGAGGCGGUCAGCCAGCAGCUGGGCCUCUCAGGUGCGCAUGAGGGUGCGGCCGAUGGUGUGUCGUUGGCGAAGAGAGGCAGUGCUGAGGACAUGGGGGAGCAGCUGGUGCUGCCCGGGGGGGAGACGGUGUUCGUCAGAGAUGUGGAGGUGGACACCGAGGGCAUGGUGAUCACUGUCGAGGGGCGGAGGGACAAGGGGAGCGCGGCUGGCUGUGUAGCUUGACAUACAUAGAACAGACAUUGAUAGAUCUGCGAGGGAACUGUGCAAAGGCUGGUUAGUCUAGUCCAAUUCGCCGCUGUGUUUAGGACUUCGUGUAGUAGGUCAGAGCUCACAAUGAAUCUUUGUGGUCAACGC